This is a messenger RNA of Dictyostelium discoideum AX4, 3627 nucleotides long. RefSeq lists its product as hypothetical. The transcript has a single exon. The record is from RefSeq and is a predicted model, not a curated record. NCBI's taxonomy places the organism in Eukaryota, Evosea, Eumycetozoa, Dictyosteliales, Dictyosteliaceae. The coding region runs from base 1 to 3627 and encodes 1208 amino acids. Gene Ontology annotation, molecular function: transferase activity; catalytic activity; DNA-directed DNA polymerase activity. Gene Ontology annotation, biological process: DNA biosynthetic process; RNA-templated DNA biosynthetic process.
AUGAGCUCAAAAAUCAACUUUAUAACAUGGAAUUGUAGAGGAUUCACUGAAAACCCAAACAAUCAACACAAUUCCUACCAAAAAGCUGUUGACACACUACAACUACUUAUAUCAAAACUUCCACCUCGUCCAACAAUCUCAAUACUCACUGAACUCAAUUUAUCACCAUUACAACUUAAACAUGAUUUUCCCGAUCACAUCAUCUCUGUCACCAAACGAGGAAAUGGUGUAAUCAUCAUUAACCAUAACCCAAACACACUCAAACUCAAACACAUAUCAACAAUUGAUGGUAGAGCUAUUUUAGCAGACGUUAUAUUUCCAAAUCAAUUACCAAUUGGUAUUCUUGGAAUUUACGCACCAGCAUCAAAUAAUACCAUCAAAAAGAAUUCAUAUGCAACUUCACUACAAACACUUCUCCACAACCACUCAACAAACCCAAUACCAAACCAAUCCCAACAUGUAUCUAUUAUCGCAGGAGAUUUCAACUGUAUCCACAACGACAAUUCACUAUUAGACGAUAUUAUCCAAUCCUACACAUACCAACACCAUCUAAUUGAUCAAGGUGAAUUUAAAAACACUCCAACUCAUACACAUGGCAACAGAUUAGAUAGAAUAUAUACUCAAUACAAUAGAAUAGACCCUGAAAAUAUAUAUACACAAGUCCACCAAAUUCCAUCUUCAUUAUCAGAUCAUAAUCCAAUAUCAACAACAAUUUCUUCACCUUUUCAAAUAAAUAAACAUAAGAAAAGAUGGAUAUUAUCACCUGGUACUGCAAAUGACCAUGAAGCAAUCAAUAUUAUCAAUCAUUUAAUAACUAAUCACAAUAACACAUCAAUCAAUCAAUUUACAAACUGGUCAAAAGUAAAAUCAAAAAUUAUUAAAACUCUAAAAAACUAUCAAUAUAACAAAGACAAACAAACUCAACGUGCAAAACAAAUACUAUUAGAAAAAGCAGCAAAAUUCAAACAUCUUGAAGAACAAUGCAUCGCUGAAUACAAUAUUAUAUGUAACAAAAACAAAUUACAUCAAAACCACACAAACAUAUUAAAAAAACAUAUAAAUGGAGAAAUACCUAGCAAGUAUCUAUCAGCAAUACUAAACAAAAGAUCAAAAGAUGCAAAAAUUGAAUCAAUCCAAUAUGGUAACAUAAUUACAUCCGACCCCGACCAAAUUGAAAAUGCGUUUGUUGAAUUCUACACAAAUCUAUAUAGCUUACAAAUAUGUUGUCCAAUUACUCACCAGCUCAUGCUAAACACAUGGCCCAUCAUAAAAAAUGAAUAUUGGAAUGGUUUAGACUCACCAUUUAUACAAGAUGAAGUUGAAGCUGCAAUUAAAACCUGUAACCCCAACAAAUCACCCGGUCCAGAUGGCGUUACAAACGCAUUCUACAUUAAUCAUUUAAACCAAGUUAAACCAAUUCUCACUACAUUAUUCAACGAUAUACUAGAAAAUCCUCACCACAUCACAACAGAAUUCACCGAAGGUCUUAUACACACAAUAUACAAGAAAGGCAACCCCUUACUCAUAUCAAAUCGUCGUCCCAUUACACUUCUAAACACUGAUUACAAGAUCCUCUCAAAAGUAAUCAAUGCACGUCUUCUGAGAAUACUUCCUUUCAUCAUCAACAACAACCAAACUGGUUUCGUACCCCACAGAUUCAUCAUAGACAACAUCAUCAACAUCAAUGAAUUAAUCAAUUACCUCAAAUCUAAAAACCUCCCUGGUAUCAUCACACUAUUUGACUUCUUUAAAGCAUUUGAUUCUAUCUCUCACGAUAGCAUUAAAAGAACAUUAAUUCAUAUUGGUAUACCAAUAAAAUUAAUAAAUUUAAUCCACAAGCUAUUAUCUGACUCACAAGCAAAAAUUUCAAUUAAUGGUAAAACGACCAGAAAAUUCGAUAUUAAAAGAGGUGUAAAACAAGGUGACCCAAUCUCAGCCACUUUAUUUGUAAUUGUAAUUGAAAUAUUAGCAAGAACAAUAAAUGCAGACAAUUCAAUAAUUGGAUUACCAAUUUCACCCAAUCCACAAAUUAAAAUCAAAUUUACCCAAUUUGCAGACGACUCUACAACAUACAACAUCAACUACGAACAACAACAACAAUCAAUCAAACAUUUCGAUAAUUUCUGCGCUUCAACAUCAUCAUCUUUAAAUUUUGACAAAAGUGCAAUAAUAGAAAUCAACCCCCACAAAAUCACUGAUAAACACAUAAUAAACAACAUUCCACAAUCAAAAAGAAUUCCAAUAACCAAAAAAGAUGAAGAAAUUCAAAUUAAUAAAUUAAUCUCAUGGUUUAUGAAUUCUCCCGCAAAUUCUGAAUCACCAACUCUCGAUACCAAUUCCAUUGAAAACAACACAUCAACCAUCCAUUCACGUGCAAAAAUACCUUUGAUGUGUUAUGAUAGAUCAUUAAAACCAUUAAAAGAAGGAGGUUGGGGUAUGUGGAAUAUCCAAUUACGACAAGUUGCUCAAAAGAUUUGGAUAUACAACAGAUUUUUACAAAUGCAUAAAUCUGCAAACAAUUCAAUAUACAUGAUAAGUUGGAUGGAUCAAAUCAUCAACAAAUCAAUCUCUUCUCCAUACCUUAUAAAAAUAAAAAAAGAAUGGGAAAACUAUGCAACUCAAAUUGGACAUCUAAAAGAUAAAGUUCAAAUCCUACAACCAAUAUUAACAAAAAACCAACCCUCUCAAACAUUAAACACAAAUAAUAUUUCACUACCACCAACACUCAAAGAAAUCUACUCGACAAUACUAAACAAUCACCAAUGCAAAUCAAAAGACUAUAUUGGCAAGAAAUAUUCAGAUCUACUUCUUACUUCGCACCAACAAUCAAUACAACUAUUAUGGAAAUACACAUACGACCAACUUUUUGUCAAAAUUCAAAAAUUAAAAGAUCCAAAAGGCCGAGAUACAAUGCAAAGAUUCCAUGCUAGAUGUCUUCCGAUUAAUCAUCUACACAACAAAGUUUGCCCCAUUUGCAACAAUGAAAUGAAUAAUGAUCCCUAUGGUCAUUUGUUUUUCAAUUGUCAGCACACAAUCAACUUCAUUAACCACGACAAAUUAAAAUAUUUUAUAUAUAAAAAUUGCAAUGGAAACAAAAACUGGUCACUAACAAAAAACCAAACAACAAAAUUAUACACACUCAUUUAUAAACCACAAACAAACAACAAAGCAUUUAAACCAGAUCCAACUAUCAAUAUUAAUUUUCAUUUUGCAGAAAACGCACAAUAUAAAAAAUACAGGUUCAACUGGAAUUAUAUAAACACAAAUCUUGAUCUAGUCAGAACACAUGCAUAUUGGAACAUAAUCUCAUUAGUUAUUCACCAAAUAUGGAUAUGGUUAUGCAAAUCAUUAUUUGACAUCAAUAUAACUCAAUCAAUUGACAAUUGGAACAACCAAAUAAACAACACAACACUAGAUUAUGAUAUAUUAAAAUCAAAAUGGCACAAGCUAAUAAGAUUGGAAUAUUCAAGAAGGUUAUCAAACUUUAACCAAUUCUCAAUUAAAAACAACCUCACAAAAACUCAAAAAGAAACCCAAUGGUCCGAAACCAUCAAAAAAUUUAAAAAAGAAUGGAGCAUAAACACAAAUGAACCAAUUCCAACAAUUACACCACCAAUUAAUUAUUAA